This is a messenger RNA of Nerophis lumbriciformis (worm pipefish), 2703 nucleotides long. NCBI's taxonomy places the organism in Eukaryota, Metazoa, Chordata, Actinopteri, Syngnathiformes, Syngnathidae. The record is from RefSeq and is a predicted model, not a curated record.
AUGGAUCAGUCUAUCGCCGUUCAAGACACCCUUCAAGCAGACGAAAACUGCAUCAUUGCUGUGCAAUGUGAUGUCCAUUUAGAUGACAAAACAGAAAGCAGACUGCUGGGAUUGGUGCAAUCUGCAAAAGAGCAUGCAAUUUUUAUUUACACUCAUCGGAGGAUGGCGAUAACUGCGGACGAUGUGUCUUUGGAAGACAUCGUGCCGAUUGACCUUGACUUUGCUGUUGUUGAGAUUUCCUCCCCAGAGGAGCUGGUGCUUGUCGGUGCUGAUACCAGAGUACGAGUAAGCUACAAGGAAGAGAACCUUGAGCUCAGGCUUCCUUUUGGGUCCCACUCGCGACUUUUUCUCGGCGAGGUCAUAAGGGCAUGGAGCGAUGUUUGCAAAUUUCCCACACAAGAAGCCAAAUUUGAGUGGAUUAGCAAAUACCGAUCUGCCACCAAAGGACAGGGACUUGUCAAACAAGCCCUCGCACCCCUGGGCACAACGCUAAAUAAACUCAACCAGCAAAGAAAAACAGAGAAAUUGACAGACAAGAAAAAGAAAAGCUUGGAGCAUUUGAAAGGCUCCGACAGCGCCACGCACAACUCAAACACAGAGAGUCAGGGCAUCUCCAGCCGGGACGGUAGGGAUGACCUGGUUCGCUCUUCCAGCCACACGCCGUCCAACAAAUCUCACAUUCUAACCAUGCCGCAGUUCGGCCUUCGAGACAACCUCAUCAAGUGCGAGCUGCUGAAGAAUGAGGACUUGUACAUUUACCGUGAACAUUUCAGUUUUUUCCUUGGCACAUACAAUGUGAAUGGGCAAACACCCAAAGAAAACCUCAGCCCAUGGCUGAGCUGCACACAAGACCCUCCUGACUUCUACUGCGUGGGUUUUCAGGAGUUGGACCUUAGCAAAGAGGCUUUCUUCUUCAACGACACUCCUAAAGAGAUGGAGUGGACGAAAGCCGUGUCUGACGCCUUGCAUCCUGAUGCCAAGUAUGCUUUAGUAAAGUUAGUACGGCUAGUGGGCAUCAUGCUACUCUUCUACGUGAAGAAGGAGCAUGCCGAGUUCAUUUCAGACGUGGAGGUGGAGUCGGUGGGAACCGGCAUCAUGGGGAGGAUGGGAAACAAAGGCGCAGUUGGCGUCCGCUUUCGCUUCCACAACUCCGACAUCUGCGUGGUCAACUGUCACCUGGCAGCACACGUAGAAGAGUACGAGCGGCGCAAUCAGGACUACAAAGAUAUUUGUAGUCGCCUCCAGUUUCACCAGACUGACCCGACACAGCCACCAUUGACCAUCAUGAAGCACGAUGUGGUCUUAUGGAUCGGAGACCUCAACUACAGAAUUAGCGACCUAAAUGUCAACAAUGUGAAGGACCUUAUCAGCAGGAAGGACUUUGAGAUGCUGCACUCGUACGAUCAGCUCAAAAGGCAAAUUGACGAGGAGGCUGUGUUCGUCGGUUUCGUGGAGGGGGAGAUCGCUUUCCAGCCCACCUACAAAUAUGACACCGGCUCCGACACGUGGGAUACAAGUGAAAAAUGUCGUGUGCCUGCAUGGUGCGACCGUAUCCUGUGGCGAGGAAAGCACAUCAGUCAGAAGCAUUACCAGAGUCACAUGGCACUAAAGACCAGCGACCACAAACCUGUCAGUUCGUUGCUCAACAUUGGGAUCAAGAGAGUGAACACAGACUCCUACAAGAAGACCUUUGAGGAGAUUGUCUGCAAUUUGGACAAAAUGGAAAACGAGUGCAUUCCAUCUGUAACCUUGUCAAAACGAGAGUUCCACUUUGAGAAUGUGAAGUACAUGGAACACCAGGCCCGGACGUUGACCCUGGUCAACGAUGGCCAGGUGCCGUGUCAGUUUGAGUUCAUCCAAAAGCCAAACGAAACCACGUAUUGCAAGCCCUGGCUCACCGCCAGCCCCUACAAAGGCUUCAUCGCGCAGGGCGCUUCCAUGGACAUCGACCUCGAGGUCUUUGUUAACCGCCUAAUGGCACCUGACCUAAAUUCUGGCAAGCAAGAAAUCGAGGACAUCCUUGUUCUUCACUUGGAGCGCGGCAAGGACUACUUCAUCUCGGUGACCGGAAGCUAUCUGCCCAGUUGCUUCGGCACCCCCAUCCACGUGCUGUGUCGGCUGAGGGAGCCAAUCCAGGACAUGUCUCAGGAGACCCUACGACAACUGAUGGCCACAUCAGUGAAAGAGACACCGGCAAGCACAGAAAAGCCACUGGACAUUCCAAAAGAACUCUGGAUGAUGGUGGAUCACUUGUUUCGGAAUGCAAGCAAACAGGAAGACAUAUUUCAGCAACCUGGACUCCGGAGCGAAUUUGCAGAAAUAAGGGACACGCUUGACACUGGCAUAGCGGAUUCUCUUUCUGGCAGCAACCACUCUGUAGCCGAAGCAUUGCUUCUCUUCCUGGAUGCGCUUCCAGAUCCCGUUGUUCCAUACUCCUCCUACCAGGAGUGCCUCGAAUGUUGCUCCGACGCCUUGCAGUGUGAGAAGGUUAUUUCCAUGCUACCUCAGUGCCACCGAAAUGUUUUUAACUAUUUAGCCGCCUUCCUGCGAGAGCUGUUGAAGAAUUCUGCAAGCAAUCGAUUAGAUGUUACCAUCGUAGCCACUAUUUUUGCCUCAUUGCUCCUGCGGUCGCCGAGCAAGCAGGACCUCACGGAGAAGAGGAAAGCGCGAGAAUUCUUUCAGCACUUCUUGGGCUCACCUUAG